Messenger RNA from Drosophila ficusphila, 642 nucleotides. RefSeq lists its product as uncharacterized. The record is from RefSeq and is a predicted model, not a curated record. The transcript is spliced from 4 exons. NCBI's taxonomy places the organism in Eukaryota, Metazoa, Arthropoda, Insecta, Diptera, Drosophilidae. The coding region runs from base 85 to 642 and encodes 185 amino acids.
UUCAAUUUCAGUCGAACGUUUGCAUUUUUCGGCAGCAGUAACAAUUAAAACAAACGGCCGAUUGGCAGUGGGUUAACGCGCAGGAUGGCAGCAAUCAAAAGGAGUUCUCAGCCGCGGCUGCAGCUAUAUAUAUUUCUGUGCCUGCUGGCAUCGGUGUUGGCUUCAUUACCGGAAGCACUUACAGGAGCAGCAGGAGGUGCACCAAGGAUGGAUGUACUAGGACUAUCGCCAGGACAGAGGGUCCUGGCUGGAGUGCCUGCAUCAGGUCGUACCCGUUUUUUGCUGUACCAAUUAGCUUCGGCCAUAAAUUCAGCCGUCGGCCUGGAACCGCCGACGCUGCAGGAAGUGGAGGUGGUCGAUGUAGUCGAGGACCAGGAGCAGUUCCUGCUGGAGGGCCCGGAUCCCAACUGGCUGGCCGCAAUGGCCAAUGAGUUUCAGAAUGUGCCGGUGUAUGAGACUUUUCCGGCGGACUUGCAGAGCUGGCUGAUGGAUGGCUACGGCAUCAGUGCCACGGAUGUCUACCGCAGUUGGAAUCGAGCGUUAUUUGGAGGAAGGGCAGCCACCCGCACCCAAUUGAUCUGCACUGCCGACGGGCAGUGCUACGAGGUCAACAAAAUCGUCACUGCCUGCUGCCCAUUUUGA